This is a messenger RNA of Amoebophrya sp. A25, 287 nucleotides long. The record is from the annotation of a GenBank genome assembly. Lineage: Eukaryota; Dinophyceae; Syndiniales; Amoebophryaceae.
AUGACCGCAGAGGAGUACCAGAAAGCUACGGCUGCCUGGCCCGAGUUCAUCAGUGGCGGUCUUUCAGCACCCAAUUUGGCUGUGCUGCAGGACAAGUUGAACACCGCUGUCGGCACAUCAACUGGCAAAGCGUUUAACAUCACGGAAGUGACGAAUGCAGCUGGUCCCGCAACGACCACGCCGUGUCCAGACUGCGACACGACUACUACGUCCACUACCACUCCAAGCUAUGAGAUCGUCAGGGCGUUCUCGCUGUACGUCGACACACAGAAGACGAACAAUUUGAC